Molecule: messenger RNA, 2830 nt
Organism: Etheostoma cragini (Arkansas darter)
Lineage: Eukaryota; Metazoa; Chordata; Actinopteri; Perciformes; Percidae
Gene: lhfpl3
Product: LHFPL tetraspan subfamily member 3
Exons: 4
Coding region: 523-1209 (228 amino acids)
Biological process (GO): sensory perception of sound
Cellular component (GO): plasma membrane
Source: RefSeq, a predicted model, not a curated record
CCUACUCUAAUUCAAUAGGAUCUCAGCUGCGGUUGUGGUUCGUCGGCGUUGAGCACAGACGGACCAUUUCAGCGAGCUCUCACACACAGAAUCACAAAGCUGAACCUGUUUUGUCGGAAUAGCAGUCUCUGGCUUUGGACACAACUCAGGUAGCGACAUUUUGAAAUAACUAGCCUAUUAGGAUCAAUCACUGGGUUUAUGAAUGGAGGAUUGAUUCCCGAAGCUUGUGUUUUUUUUCCCGGAGCGCACGUUUCGUUUUUGCGAGUGAUGAAUACCAAAUCAGAGGAAAACACUAGAAGAUAACCACAUCCGACCUCGCCAUGGAUACCAGAUUGCAGUGAUGCUGGGGGAACAGAUGUGACUCAAUUAAGUCGGAAAAGAUCAAAUCCGAAAAAAGCGACAAGUUCUCCAGCUCACUGUGAUUCUGUCUUUUACGGAUCAGAUGCGGCAGAUGUUAGUUUACUGAGAGCAGGUUAAUUGAUCCUGAGUACCGAGCGCACCUCCUAUCACACAUACUGGAGGAUGAUCCCCGGGGCCCCCAGCACGACCACCAUGCUCCCCGCCUCCGAGGCUGCCAAAAUCUACCAGACCAACUACGUGCGCAACUCCCGAGCCAUCGGCACCCUAUGGGCCAUCUUCACCAUCCUCUUCGCCAUCGUCAACGUGGUGUGCUUCAUCCAGCCGUACUGGAUCGGAGACGGCAUGGACACCCCGCAGGCGGGCUACUUUGGUCUGUUCCACUACUGCAUCGGUAACGGACUGUCCCGGGACUUGACAUGUCAGGGCAGCUUUACCGAGUUCAGCACCAUCCCGUCCGGUGCGUUCAAGGCCGCCUCCUUCUUUAUCGGCAUGUCCAUGGUGCUGGUCCUCACCUGCAUCGGCUGUUUCGCUCUCUUCUUCUUCUGCAGCACUGGCACCGUGUAUAAGAUCUGCGGCUGGAUGCAGCUCGCUGCAGGUACAUGUCUGAUUCUGGGCUGCAUGAUCUACCCGGACGGCUGGGACAGCGACGAGGUGAAGCGGAUGUGUGGCGAGCAGACGGACAAGUACACGCUGGGGGCCUGCUCGGUGCGCUGGGCCUACAUCCUGGCCAUCAUGGGCAUCUUGGAUGCUCUCAUUCUCUCCUUUCUGGCCUUCGUCCUGGGGAACCGUCAAGACAGUCUGAUGUCUGAAGAGCUGCUGGGAGACAAGAGCGGCAAUAAUACCAUAUAAUAUCUGGUCUUGCUGCCUCGGCAUGAUGUUACUUCAGGAUCCAGCUUCCCUCUCCUGGUCCAGCCUGUGGCUGAGAUGCAGAGCUGAUGUGUGGGGAAAGAACAGAUCAAAGAAGAGGAGGUCUGGACGAGGUCGUACAACCUUGGUGGGAACCAGGAUGCCACCUGUUCUCUCUGAAAGCUCCCCCCUGUAAAAUAGCCUUCCUAAUUCAUUUCAAACUGCUGAAUCUCAAAAAAACUUUCUAAAAGUUUACCUGUGUUGGUAUUUCACUGCAUCAUCUUUUCUAGAGCUGUUAAAACUGAAAUGAUUGUCUGUGUGGAUAUUAGGAAGGCUGCUGGCGCGCAAGUUAAACUGAAUUAUAUUUAUUUAAAGACUCUUCAUACGGUAAUAUGGCUCCAGGACACACACCACUGAACGAAAGCUGCUGGAAUCAAAUUAAAUCAAAACCGCUUUUCCAGACUUUAACCAACACAAAUAAGGACUUAACAGACUUGAGGUCAAAGCUAUCGGAUCGAAUUUCUUAUCAAGUCAACAAACUCUCUGCAAUGGACAGUUUGACCUUUGAUCUAAAGAAGAGCAAAGUGAGGACUGAAUAAAAUGAUAAAUAAGGCUGGACAAAAGAAGAUUGUUUUGUUAUAUUUACAUGUUUGCUGUUAUAGAAUCAAAUGUAGUAAUUAAAGGUUUUGGUGGUGACAACUUUGCAAAAAAAAAGAAGCUAAAUAGGAGGAAACAUCACUUGUAUUAAGUAUAUAAUCUGUGUAUAGCUAUAUGUAUACUAUGUCCCUGUAUUUUGUCAUAACUUUGAAAUGUACACUUUGAAAUGUCAAGCUAUUGGUCCAUUAUUAGUGUGUGCCAUACAAUAUCUUGUAAUAGAACAGUAUUGUGGAGUACUAAAGGGAGUAAGAAAAGGUAAACUGAACCCUAUUUGAAGGUGGAAUAAUUUGCCCCUUUGUAUCUUUUUGUUGCCUGUCAGUCUCCCCACUAAAAGACUUUGUGGAAUGUGUCUAACUUACAUUAAAACUCUUAUUGUAAAUAGGAUGGAACAAAAGUAACACCUUAAAAGCUAAAAGUUUGACAUUUUGGGAAAUAUGCUCAUUUGCUUUUUGGCGUAGAGUUAGCAAUAGCUACCUGGGUAAGAAUCAGAAAUAACAUUCACAAUCAGAAAAGGGUUGAUAGACUGGUUAUUGGGCAUUUCAGGCCAUUAAUGAGGUAGACAGCAGUCGGUAAGAAAGGUAGGGAUCCCAAAGGGAUGGCAGAUUGCAGCAAUCACAUUCUCAGCAGAGAAGAAGACCAAUUCUCUAUCAAACUCAGUAUAAUUCCUAAAAUGUUGAAUUCCUUUGACACUCCUUUGUUUGAAAAAGGUGUUAGACAGCAACAUUAUAUUUUGUAAGUGGCCCUUAUUAGUUACUUCAGGUUCCAUAUCAAGCUGAAGGAGUCAUGUGUGUUUGUGUGACUCAUCAAGUCGCAUCUCUGGGCCCAAAGGUGUAAGGUGAAGGCAGUAUUUCUUUCUCCUAACUUAUGUUGAGACUGACAAUAACUCUUUUCUGUAUAAAUCUGUCUCGAUUAUUCACUUCUACUAUGGAAUCAAAGUGUGAGACAUAAUAAAAAAUGACCAAAUUUA